Molecule: messenger RNA, 1069 nt
Organism: Zingiber officinale
Lineage: Eukaryota; Viridiplantae; Streptophyta; Magnoliopsida; Zingiberales; Zingiberaceae
Exons: 2
Coding region: 148-813 (221 amino acids)
Molecular function (GO): hydrolase activity
Source: RefSeq, a predicted model, not a curated record
UUUCGAACUAUUAGCUAGAGCCAGAGGCGACUCUGGGCAUCCUCUCUCGGUUAAGAUUCGGUCUUUCCUCUUCCAUUCUCCUCCGAAUCAAAAUCCCCCUACUAUCUCUGCUCCCUUGCUGCCGCCUCAUCAUAGCUGUUGGUGGUGAUGGGGAUGGAAUCUCAGACCGUGGAGACCAGCGACGGCGUUAAGCUUCACGUGCGGCUCUUCAAACCGGCGGAUCCUCCUGUGAGCGAUCUCGUCCUCGUUCUUGUCCACCCCUAUACCGUCCUCGGCGGCUUCCAAGGCUUACUCCGGGGGAUCGCCACCGGACUCGCCGAGAAGGGAUACCAGGCAGUUACCUUUGACAUGAGGGGCGCCGGCCGCUCCUCCGGCCGGGCCUCCAUCUUCGGCUCUGCCGAGAUCAACGACGUCAUCGCCGUUUGCCAGUGGGUCUCCGUUACCCUCUCCCCUCGUGGCAUCAUACUCGUUGGCUCCUCCGCAGGUGCCCCAAUUGCUGGUUCAGCGGUUGAUAAAAUAGACCAAGUGAUUGGUUAUGUGAGUAUAGGCUAUCCUUUUGGUUUCAUGGCUUCCAUUCUUUUUGGGCGGCAUCAUGAAACUAUCUUGCAGUCCAAGAAACCUAAACUAUUUAUCAUGGGAACAAAAGAUGGUUUCACAAGUGUAAAACAAUUGGAGAAUAAGCUCAAAACUGCUGCUGGGAAAGUGGACAUUCAUCUGAUUGAAGGAGCUGGCCAUUUUCAGAUGGAAGGGCCUGCGUUUGAUGCUCAGAUGGUUAAUUUUAUAUCCACAUUUGCGGAGUCACUGCAGGGAUAACUGUUCAGGUGCAAGCUGUAGAGAGUUAUGGAAAAAAAAAGGAAGUACACUCUCAUCUUCUAUUGUCUCAUUGUGUUUGUGCUGUUUAUGAAAUUAUUGCUAGGGAGCUGAUCAUUUUUAUGAAAUUUUAGCGAGCAAAUCUUUUGUAAAUUAGAAUACGACACUUGGUUCAUAUCUACUAAUGUUUUGGAGGAGUGUACAUGCAUUUAUUCAAUUAUCAAAUUGACUUGUUUGACUAGUAGCAUUAAUGGUAAAA